Miscanthus lutarioriparius is the source of this 1263-nucleotide messenger RNA. NCBI's taxonomy places the organism in Eukaryota, Viridiplantae, Streptophyta, Magnoliopsida, Poales, Poaceae. The record is from the annotation of a GenBank genome assembly.
AUGGAAGACCAUGGAAAAUCAGAUGGGUGGGAUGAAGUUCUAGAAGAAGAUGAUGAGUUAGCGAGUGUAUGCAAAUAUCCUAUUAGCACCUCAUUCCUUUCUUCUGGAACAAGCAGAAGGAGCAAAAGUGUAAAGAAGCCUAGAUUCUCAUUACGAGGAUAUGAUUUUGUUCCAUUAGAUGUUAAGACUGAUAACUUGUGCACUGGGGGGCAAGAAGUUACCUCUGCAGUGCCAUCAACUAGAGCUUCACAAACCAUGGUGGCUGAACGGUUGGAAAAUGUUGAGGAACAAACUGAAGAUUUGGCACCAGAGUUUGCCCUUCCAACCAAGAAAGAAAAUACUUCUGUUUCUGAGCUGCUAGAUAAUUUACAGCGUAGGAGUGGUUCUGUUGUCAGGACACCAUCUUUGUUGCACCAACAUGCUCCAAGCAUAUCAAUCAGGGAGCAGGAACUUUCAUCCAGAGUGCCACCAACUAAAGCUUCACAAGCUUUGAUGGAUGAACCGUUCGAAAAUGUCAAGGGACAAACUGAAGAUCUGCCAUCAGAGUUUCCCUGCUCGAUCAAGAAAGCAAAUCUUUCAGUUGCAGAACUUCUAGAAGAUCUACAGGGUAGAAGUGGCUCUUAUGUCGAGACAGCAUCUUUGUCACAUCAACACGCCAGAACUAAACAUUGGAAGCCAAAACUCCUUUCUUCCGAGAAGAAAACAUUAGCUAUUCUAGGAGACAGGAGUAUUGACAGUGAGGACCCCUUGGAGCAUGUAAUUGACGGAACAUCUAGCGAGGAGGAAGAUGCUACUCAAAACCACUUGAGUUUGGUGAACAAAGAUGAGAACCAGCAAACUAUGGCUGACCUAUUCCAAGAAGUUUUCAAUCCAACAAACAUGGAUGGUGCCAUGAAUUCAAUGAGAUCAACAGGAGCUGGUAACUAUGGAAGAAUGCAACAGAUUAUGCAGAUGGAGAAAGAUUGGCAUGCGGAGUUCUUGAGACGGUAUAGCAGAGAGCAAGGUUAUUCAGGUGAUUUAAAGGGCACUACUGUUCAGAUCAUGUCAAGGUCAUUGGAAGGAAAGCUAACAGUCUGCAGCUGCAUGUUCCAGGAAAAGAGCAAUGAUACUGCUAUAAGUAAUGCCUCUGCUGACAGCACCAUAGAUGAAAGCAGAACUAGGAGGACCAUUAUCUUCAGUCCAAAGAUAUGUGACAAUGUGGAUCUUCUGGUUGGAAACAUAAUUCAUAUCUUCCCACCAUGGUCUCCAACUCUUAAAUUUUGA